UAUAGGCAGCAUCCAUCCCCCCGCGAUACUCUCUCGAAACUAAUGCGCGUUUCCAUUCACGUCUCUACUAGAAAGUUAUCCAUGUAGUUUAAUUUAAUACAAAAAAAUAAUAAUUUCAAAAUGUUAUUUUCUUUUUGGAGUUUAAUAGUGCGAAUGGAGAUGCUACUUAAAUUUUCUUUAGCAGUCUUUCUUUGUAUAGCCUUUCAGCAAGUAAAGGCGACAGAUCCAAACAAACUUCACGAAACCCCUCAAGAGAAACAAUUGAACCAGCAGAAAAGACGACUCUCACUGCAAAACACAGGUAUGUAGACUAUAGUUACUGCCUCAUACUUGUAUGUCUGAAAAGGAAUGUGGAUUAUACAUUCACCAGAUAAAGUCUAAUAAAUUCCCUGCUUUAUUUCUGAGUUUCACACACGUUGUCAUAAAAUGGUCUGCAAAAUGUCCUUGUGACUUUAGCUUAGGUUUUCUUAGGUCACUUAGCCUAUUCCACAUAAAACUAUUUCAUUGUGGAUUAAAAAGUUUUUACAAAAUUAUGACCCCGAAAUGACCUGUGGUCGAAUUUGGUUUUAUAGUGUCGUCCUACGCAGGUACGCAGAGAUCUCUAGUUCUGUCACUUCACUGUAAUUCAAUGCUCCUAGUGGCCAACUCUUAUCCUAGCACAUUCCGGUUCAAAUGCCAACACAAGCUCUGACAGCAAAGUGUUCUAACCCCCCGGCGCAGCCACACACCACCGGGAUUAUGUUGACAACAACAACUUUUUUUAAUGCCCUGGGUUUAUGUAAUCAAUCAUCAAUGCAAUGCCACAUGGACGCAGGAUCGCGGGAAUGUGAAAAACUCGCAAAUCAUGGUCCUAGCGUUCCAUGUGCCUAGUCAUUAACAGUGGUUUUUUGUUUAUGCGGGGUAUAGGAGGGAUGCAUUUUUUUGUCUCCUCUAGGGCAGCAGAACGAACAGGACAAGUCCUGACAACACUGGUCUAACCCUAUAAUAUUGCAAUUUCUUAAGCAAUUGUACAAGUAUUUGCUUAGUUGGCUACUAAGGAUCACAUAGAUUUAAAAUGGUUCAUCUCCACAGUUGGCUGUAUAUUUCAUAACAGGAUCAUUCUUUACUGAAAAAGCAACAGUGGGAUUUGGAGGACUUUUCAAAUCAUCCCCUAGGAACCAGCACAUUGACACAAGAUUGACUGUUGCAUUAUUAUUAAAAAGCUAUUGUUCCCCAAUAGUGUUCCCCUCUGAAGAGACCACUAACAUGCUUCCCUCCCUCGUGUCACCCUCAUGUUAAGUAACCUGUUCCCUCCCUCAACAUCAGCAGAGAUCCAGCACUGUCUGGUGAAUGCUGGGGAUGUGGGCUGUGGCAUGUUCGAGUGCUUCAACAACAACUCCUGUGAAAUACGAGGCUUACAUGAGAUCUGCAUGACAUUUCUGCACAACGCCGGCAAGUUUGACUCCCAGGUAUUCCACUUCUCCUAUACCUAUGAUCUACCCUUCUGGAGUGUGCUGCUGUCAUAGAGUGCCAGUAUCUCUAUUCCACAAAUGCUCUCCACUCUUAGAAAAAGGGGUUCCAAAAGAAAAAAACUUUUAGGUUCCAUGUAGAACCCGCUGUAGAAAGGGUUCUACAUGGAACCCAAAAGGGUUCUACCUGGACCAAAAAGGGCUCUACCUGCAACAAAGGGUUCUCCUAUCUGCUUGUAAAAUGAUUACCAACUUUACCAUCUUCAUGUAAAAAUGAAAAACUGCUACUUGAAAAUAAAGUUGAAUCCCCCCUCCUAAAAUAAAAUGUAUUAUAACGAUUAUGACAACUGUUUUUGUCCACAAUUGUAGGUUACACGAUUAUACAAUUAUUGUGCCAGCCCUAAGCUGAUGUGUCAGCUGUUAUGUUGAACUCUGUAGGGGAAGUCCUUCAUCAAGGAUGCCCUGAAGUGCAUGGCCCACGGCCUGAGGCACCGGUUCAGCUGUGUGAGCAGGAAGUGCCUGGCGGUGAAGGAGAUGGUGUUCCAGCUGCAGAGAGAGUGCUACGUCAAACACAACCUUUGUUCCGCCGUCCAGGAGAACAUCAACGUCAUGGUGGAGAUGAUCCACUUCCAGGACCUCUUCCCCAAAGGGUGAGCAUGAGGCCUUUUUCCAUGUCAUACUAAACUCAGUGUAGUAUGUUUCCAGAGUCCAGACUCCAAAUGAUCCGAAAUUCAAUUACUGUAGUAGUCUGCAUUCAGAAAUAUAAUUGGUCCUCCUCCACUUCCUCCAAUCUCAGGCCUCAUGUGGAGCUGGUGAACAUCCUGCUGGGUUGUGGUGAGGAGGUGAGGACAGCCAUGACACAGAGAGUGAGGAUGCAGUGUGAGCAGAACUGGGGGGCCCUGUGUGGCAGCCUGAGCCUGUGCUCCCACCCCCAACACAUCACCGUCCCUCCUGCCUCUCUGCAGGGAAGGAACACGCUGCCCCCUGCUGGACAGCUCUUCCUCCCAGCCACUGAACAGGAGAAACCCAAGACAAGCCAGCUAGACAGGGGGAGCCUCCACCCCUCUGUGAGUCUCAGUCAGGAGCCCCUGGACAACGCCACAGACCCUGGGCUCGCUGUGGCCAGUCAAGAACCCAAUACCGCCGUCCAGGGGUGA
Messenger RNA from Coregonus sp. 'balchen', 2605 nucleotides. The record is from the annotation of a GenBank genome assembly. NCBI's taxonomy places the organism in Eukaryota, Metazoa, Chordata, Actinopteri, Salmoniformes, Salmonidae.